Molecule: messenger RNA, 1605 nt
Organism: Arabidopsis arenosa
Lineage: Eukaryota; Viridiplantae; Streptophyta; Magnoliopsida; Brassicales; Brassicaceae
Source: the annotation of a GenBank genome assembly
UUCAAUUUCUGGGUAUUAUUGGAACAAUCACGAAGCAAAAUAGCAAUAUUCUUCCCACUAAAUCCUAUCUCCUCUUCUUUGUAUUAGCGUUUCAGUUGCUUUGGGUCUUUUAUGAACUAUUAAAAGCUUAAUUGGACUUUUGUAAAGAUGGUGAUUCCACCGGCAGUGAGACCACCACGUCUCUUCGACUACCUCAAACCUUACGUGCUGAAAAUGCAUUUCACAAACAAGUUUGUUCACGCACAAGUCAUCCACUCACCAACAGCCACAGUGGCUUGCUCAGCGAGCUCACAGGAGAAAGCAUUGAGGGAAACUAUGGACAUCACGCGCGACGUUGCUGCUGCUGCAAAGAUUGGUAAAAUUCUCGGAGAAAGACUCUUGAUGAAAGAUAUUCCCGCUGUUACUAUUCAGAUGAAGAGAGAACAGAGGUAUCAUGGUAAAGUCAAGGCUGUUAUCGAUUCUAUCAGUGAAGAGAAAGAUGGGAAGAUGUUCAACGAAGAGGGUGUUUUUGAUUCAGAGUCCGAUUUUGUUUCUUCAUCUCCUGAUCUCCUUAUCGUCCGAACAAUGUUUUCAGGUGCAGUGAAACCAGAUUUGAAAGGAGUAUGUGUUUCUAAAGGAGGGCGGUUUCCGCCUUAUGAAUCAGAAGGAAAGCCUCCUAAAUCUGUUGGUAGAGGAUCCAAGGAUCUUACUCUGUGCCGGGUGUUUCGUAAAAGGACUUGUUGUACUGCUGUUCAGACAAACCCGGCUUUCGUAGCUGUCAGAAACUUGGCUACUUAUGGAGAAGCUAGUCAAGAAUGCUUGGAGUUGUUUGAGUUAUUGGAGUGUUCAAUCUGUAACCCAAAUGUUGGAAUUCAACCAGGUCCUCCUCGUAUUUGCGCCUCGUUUUGUGACAGAGUCUUUGAAGCCUGCAAAGAUGCAUACUUUGCCAGUAAUGCACUUACACGGGUGAUUGGCCCUUGCGGAGUAAACGACGACAUCGUCUGCGUUAAGGCCUCAAAUUGGGAAUCCAAUGGCACAGCAUUCUGUGAAGCAGCUGGUUUUGCUGUUCAAACAAAUCAUGAUUCUAGAGAAAAACCAUGUUACGGAAGUAAAGCAAGUCUAGAAUCAGUAGUGGAAUCAUGGUCAAGAGACUCUCGAAAGGAGACGCCUUUAAAGACUGAGACUUUGUCAUGUUUUAAAGAUCUUCUCCAAUGGGUUCGCGAAAUGACAACGAUUCAAAAGAUUUCUUUGGGAAUGUCGUUUCUUGUAGCAGGAAUGUUCUUGAUCAGGCUAUCUAAUAACCGUAAUCAGAAGCAGCGGCUAGCUGCGAUUCAGAGAACCGCUAGAAGAUUGGGAGGGAACGGGAAUGGGAAUCCAUACAGUGCAGCUAUAAAUAGAAGAACAAGCUCUGAUUAAGCUUAUGGAAGGAUAUUUUAAAGCAGUAGUUUGUAAAAGACCAUGAAUUAACUGUUACCAAAAGUAAAGGCUUGUCUCAAGUGGCAAUUUUGCCAAAUGCGACAAGAACUGUGUUGUACUGUUCUGUCUUUUUAUUAUACUGAUAAAAUUAGGGACAAGUAGAUAAAACCUUGGCAACAGAUUACAAAUGAAGAAAUGUGGAAUCUUGAC